AUGGGGGCCAGAACAUACGGGCGGAGUCGAAGAGGUCGCAAUUCCAAAAGAAGCUCCAGAUACAUGGCAAGAAGUCGAUCCAGAGAAUCAGGCGAUAAGAUACAAGUUAAAAAGGAAAUGGAGGCAUCGGUCUCUGUAGCAGCAGCAGAGGGCAAUGCAGCAGAUGCGGGAGGUCAAAAAGGGGAUGAUGAGGCUGAGGCAGACGAUGAUAUGAAGGAGGAUGGGGCGUCAGAAGACGAAGAAACAGGAAAUGUGCCGAAUAAAGAUGCGAAAAGUGAUAUUGAGGAAGAAGAAGGCACAGAAGAGGAAGGGAAACAGCAGCCGGCAAGCACAUUGAAGGCUGUUUUAGGAUUGUUGGACCUCGAGUAUGAUGAGAAGGUGGGGCUGCUUAAAGGCGAUGCGAUCUACAAAGUGCCGCGAAGAGAAAAACUAGAAAAAGUGGAAAGUAUGAUGGCAGAAUUAUUGAAGCAGAUCGAUGAGGGCGUGAAAAGGGACAAGCAGGUGUUGCAGCGAUACUGCAGUGCCGGGUUUGAGAGCCAGAUCAAGCAGCGGGAGAAGGAAAUCGAGCUGGAGGGGGAGGAUGAGCCAAGUGGUGUAAGGAUGCGCGGGUCCGAUGAGGAGAGACCGACACACACGAUCAUCAAAAUAAGCGGGGGUGAGACCGGCUCGGGUACAAUUCGGAUACAGCGACGUAAGGCGGAUGUGCUGGAGGAGGAUGAGGAGAGCGGAGCGGUGAAAGUGAAGCCGCAUCGUCGGAGAAGCAUAAUUGUUACUGCAAACGGCAAAAGGCGUGAGAUAACUCCGGCAAUAGCGGAGUCGGAUGAGUCAGACGAGGACGAUAUAAGCAUAGAAGGCGUGGCGGAGGCUCCGGCAGCUGUUCCGGGGGAAAACACGGCGGUGGAAGUGAAACUGGAGAAGGAAAAUGAGGAAAACGAGGAAAACGAGGCAGAAGAAGGAUUUUUGGCUUCUGCGUAUGCCUCAAAGCCGGCACCGGACUUUGACAUCAAGAAGCUGUUGAAGCCGACAUUGGAGCAGCUGGGGAUGUACGAUGAUGAGAAGGCAAGAGCUGAAUCAAGCACGGAAAGAGAAUACAUGAAGAAGAAACUAGCAGUGGCAGAUUACCCGGAAUCUGACCUUAAGAGCUACUUAGCAGGGGAAAUCCCAACAAAGGACCUGUCGGUGAAUCGGCCGACGAGCCAGGUGCCGUUCACAUCGUUCGAAAACUACGUGGAGCCGUUUUUUCGGAAUUUCACGGAGGAAGAUGUGAGUUUCCUGCGGCAAAGGGCCGUUUUGGGCAACCAUGUGAGUCGCGGGUACGAUUUCCGCAAGGAGCCCUUCUCGAUACCGGCAUUGGGUCCCGGAUACGCGGAAGUUUGGAAGGAGGAAGACCGGCUGGCUGCUGAAUCGGGCAAACCGGGGCUUGGCGAUGCCGAAUACGGAAAUGUGCGUGGCAGUACACACGUGCAUUUUGUGGAAAAGGCACGCAAGCUGUGCGAGAAACGCAUGCACACGCACAUGCAGCAGCUGACAGCUGCAGUGGGUGAUGCCGCAAAGCUCUCGAAUGCGUGCGUGGAAGGCGAGCAUGCAGUAUCAUGCGGGCCUUUGACUUCUAGAAUCCUCUCUGCAUUAGUUCCAGAAGAGUCCUUUUACCGAAAGCGGGAAAAUGUCGCCGGUGCCAACGACAGUUUCGACACCGAUGACGCAGACGAUUACCCGGAGGGCAGUGCUGCCCGGUUACCCGGAGAGGCGGAAGCUGGUGAUGAUGAGGAUGAGGAUGACGAGGGGGACGAGAGAGCGAAAAUCGACGCGUCGGCCAGGUCGAUCGUCGAUCUGCACAGCCCGGACUACAGCACGUUGGACACACGAUUGAAGCGGGAGCUCAAGUACAUCGGCGUUUACAUGAACGUGCAGCAGAUACUCGGGGACCCGGGCUUUGACCAGGACUGGUGCGAAAAAAAGGAGGAUGACGAAGUUUGCCGGGAAAUGAGGCAGUUGCAAAAGCAGUUGAAGGCGGUGCAGAGGCGGAAUAAUCACAAGAAGCGUGUUUUGGCACCGAUGGUCGAGGAGCAAAUUGCCUGGCAGGAGUAUAUGACCGUUCUCGAGGACUUAAAUAAGCAGGUCGAGCAGCAUUAUCGCCGCCGGCUCAACGUUAAUCCUCGAAAAAGCAGGAAAAGAGGUGGCCACCAUAAAGAGCGUGAAAACAUCGCCAAAGAUGAUCAAAGCACCAAUCACUUGGUGACCAGUGCCUCUUUCCAGGGUCUUUUAGCCAAGCGGGCCAAGUGGAUUCAGAAAAUUGGCCCGCUGUUCAGGUCGGAGCGUGAAAUGAGACACAUGCCUGAAGAAUCCAUCUUCAAAAAUCUUGCAAGUGACAAUGACGAAAAUGACGACAAUGAUGAACUUGAGGACGUCGAAGAUGACGUUGACGAGGAUGUUGAUGUUCUUGGGCGCCAUCAGGAUGAGGUCCAGGCCGAGAGCUUGGAGAUAGACAGUAAGGAUUAG
This is a messenger RNA of Brettanomyces bruxellensis, 2499 nucleotides long. RefSeq lists its product as uncharacterized. The transcript has a single exon. Gene Ontology annotation, molecular function: transcription coactivator activity. Gene Ontology annotation, biological process: regulation of transcription by RNA polymerase II. Gene Ontology annotation, cellular component: SAGA complex. Bases 1 to 2499 code for a protein of 832 amino acids. The record is from RefSeq and is a predicted model, not a curated record. Lineage: Eukaryota; Fungi; Ascomycota; Pichiomycetes; Pichiales; Pichiaceae.